CCCAAGCCUGAGCUGCUUGAGAACAGACCUACCCAGCGAUCAGCGUCACCCCUUCCAUCCACGUCGACAUUGGCCAAUCUGAAAUCUGUCUCUACUUAGGGCAUCUCUCACUCCCACUCCCACUCCCAGCAUCUACCAUCUACGGCAUGGGUUCUCUGGUGGUGGCUGCUCUCAGCGUGCCUCUCUCGGCUUGGGGCAUACACCGAGCCUAUUCUUGGCUCGUUCCCGACAGUAGCGAUGUCUCCCUCUCACGUUACCUCCUGCUCGUGGGCCUGGCUGCUCUCGCUAUCAGGGUUUCUUGUUCGUUCUUCAACAGCGACCGCUUUCAAGCGCGCGCCCGCCUUCUAGGCUGCGGCCCUGUGGCUCUCUACCCGCACAAAGACCCAAUUCUGGGCCUGGAUGGCUUCUUCGGGGCGCUCCGCGCCCUCAACAGCCACAGACUCCUCGAGUUCUACGCCGGCCGCUUCUCAUCAUGUGCGCCCACGUACUACACCAUCGCCCUGGGCAAAUGGAUCCUCAUGACCAACGAAGCUGAAAACAUCAAGACAAUCCUGAGCACCAAGAUGGCCGACUGGCCUAUUGACGGCCCGAGACUCCUCGCCACGCUGCCCGUCCUGGGCCCGGACAGCAUAUUCACCAGCAACGGGGAGCCAUGGCACAGGGCCCGAGCCAUGCUCAAGCCUUCGUUCGUACGGGACCAGGUCGCCGACCUCAAGUGCUUCGAUCGCCAUACCAGGAACAUGCUGGCCGCCAUCCCCGGGGACGACGUCGCGUUCGACAUGCAGAGCCUGCUGCUCGACAUGACCAUGGACUCGUCCACCGACUUCUUGCUGGGCUACUCGACCAACUUGCUGUCCGAGGCUUCCCCCGAGGCGCAGCAGUUUGUCCGAGACUUUGAGUACGCGAGCAGGGAGAGCGCGAAGAAGGCUCGUUUGGGCACCCUGCUGUUCCAUUUGCCUCAUCCCGCGCUGCGCAGAGCCGUGCGAGGCUUGAGGGAGUAUGUCCGCUUCUAUCUGAAGAAGGCGAUUGCCGAGGCCGAGAAGGGCGCCGGAGCUAGGGAACGGAGCUACGUGUUUCUUGACGAGCUGCUUAAGGCCAACCCGCCCGAGGACUACACGAUCGACCAGAUCCUCUCCAUUCUCAUCGCAGGGCGGGAUACCACGGCCACGGCCAUGACAGCCGCCUUCUACUUCCUGGCCCGCGACCCGGCGGCGGUCGCCAAGUUGCGAGACGAGAUCCUCGGCGUGGGCGAUGCCAAUCCGACAUGGGAACAGCUGAAGCAGCUGAAGUAUCUCAACAACGUGAUUAAAGAGGCACUGCGCCUCUUUAGCCCCGUGGCAACCAACUCGCGGACGGCAAACAAAGAAACCAUUCUCCCUCGCGGUGGCGGCAAGGACGGGAAGCAGCCCAUCCUCGUUCCCAAGGGGAUGUCGGUGCGCUGGUCCCUGCACGCUUUGCACCGGAGCAAAGACGUCUUCGGCCCCGACGCUGACGAGUUCCGGCCGGAGCGGUGGGACUCGGACCUGCGUGUCAGCUGGGAGUAUGUCCCGUUCAGCGGCGGACCCCGGAUCUGCCUCGGCCAGCAGUUUGCGCUUACCCAGAUCGCAUACACUCUGUUUCAGUUUUUCAGGACUUUCCGGUCUCUCGAAGCUCGGGAUGAUGGGCCGCUCCUGGCGCGGACAAACCUGACCAUUUCUUUCCCCUUCGGCUGUCUGGUUAGUGUGAAGCGUGCGUAAGUGACGGUCGUGCGUUGAGCUUUGAUCGCGGUGCGCAGGAGACGCACUAUGCACCACU
Thermothielavioides terrestris NRRL 8126 is the source of this 1794-nucleotide messenger RNA. RefSeq lists its product as uncharacterized. The transcript is spliced from 3 exons. The record is from RefSeq and is a predicted model, not a curated record. The coding region runs from base 147 to 1736 and encodes 529 amino acids. Gene Ontology annotation, molecular function: oxidoreductase activity, acting on paired donors, with incorporation or reduction of molecular oxygen, reduced flavin or flavoprotein as one donor, and incorporation of one atom of oxygen; heme binding; iron ion binding. NCBI's taxonomy places the organism in Eukaryota, Fungi, Ascomycota, Sordariomycetes, Sordariales, Chaetomiaceae.